Culex quinquefasciatus (southern house mosquito) is the source of this 1894-nucleotide messenger RNA. RefSeq names its product maltase A3. NCBI's taxonomy places the organism in Eukaryota, Metazoa, Arthropoda, Insecta, Diptera, Culicidae. The record is from RefSeq and is a predicted model, not a curated record. Gene Ontology annotation, biological process: carbohydrate metabolic process.
AACCUCCAGUCGCUCAAGUACCGGCAGCUAACGCUGAGCCCAAAUUUCCCAUCACUGUCAGUCACGCCCCCAAGAUGACCGGAAGUACUAAACGACAAAUUGCUCUGCUGCUACUAAUUCUCGGCGGAUCGUUCGGCGAUAACCUGCGCGGGCUUAGUGUGAGCGAUUGGUGGGAAAAGGCCGGCUUCUACCAGAUCUAUCCGCGCUCGUUCAAAGACAGCGACGGUGAUGGGGUUGGUGAUCUGAAGGGAAUUACGGAAAACCUGGAGUACAUCAAGUCGCUUGGGAUGAAAGCGUUUUGGCUGUCGCCGAUCUACAAGAGUCCGAUGGCGGACUUUGGGUAUGACAUCUCGAGUUUUGUGGAGAUCCAGCCGGAGUACGGGACGAUGACGGAUUUUGAGAAGGUGAUUCUGGACUUUGUGCCGAAUCACUCGAGCGACGAGCAUGGGUGGUUCGUGAAGAGUGAGAAUCGCGAGGUCGGGUAUGAGGACUUUUACGUGUGGCAUGACGGAAUUGUUGGUAGCAAUGGGCAAAGAUCGCCACCGAAUAAUUGGAAUGAAGCAUUCCGAGGAAGUGCCUGGCAGUGGAGUGCGACACGGCAGCAGUUCUCCCUGCAUCAGUUCCACCGGAAGCAGCCGGAUCUGAACUAUCGCAAUUCGGCAGUCGUGGAGGCGAUGAAGAACGUGUUGAGAUUCUGGCUGGCCCUUGAUGGAUUCCGUGUAGAUGCCGUCUCGAAUCUGUUCGAAGAUCAACAGCUGCGAGAUGAGCCGCCGUCCGGAGAAUCGUUGGACGAUCCGUUACGCCCCCAAUACCUGAACCACAUCUACACGCAAGAUCAACCGGAAACUGUUAAUAUGGUGUACCAAUGGCGAGAGGUGAUGGAUGCGUAUCAAAAGCAGCACGGUGGUGAAACUCGAGUAUUGAUGACUGAGGCCUGGUCAGCUUUGUCAGUUAUUAAAACGUACUUUCACGAUUCCGAUGGACGGUUGGGAUCCCAAAUGCCGUUCAACUUUCAAUUUAUUCUUCACCUGAAUCAGAACUCGAAUGCUGCUGACUUUAAGACGGUGAUUGAGUCGUGGCUGGAUACGGUUCCCGUAGGACAUGCUCCCAACUGGGUGCUAGGGAAUCACGAUGUUCGUCGCAUUGCUUCUCGAAUGGGAGGAGAACACAUGGCUGACAUCAUGGAGAUGGUCGAGCUGUCCAUGCCGGGUGUUUCCAUCACCUAUCAGGGAGAAGAGCUGGGCAUGACCGAUACCUAUAUAAGCUGGGCCGACACCAAGGAUCCGUCCGCAUGUCAAACCAACGAAAACGUAUACGAACAGUACACAAGAGAUCCUGCACGAACUCCAUUCCAGUGGGAUGCUACGGCCAACACUGGCUUCACAACCGCCAGCAAACCGUGGCUUCCGGUCAACUCCAACUACGCGACGAUCAACGUAGAUUCGGAGCAGAAAGCGGACAAAAGCCACCUCAAAGUGUUUCAAGAGUUGGUAAAACUUCGCGACGACGACGAUUUCCACAGUUUUCAAUACGGGACAGCUGCGCUGGGCCAGAGCACAUUUGCUAUCAUCCGAACCACAAACAGCCGGACAUACUUCACGUUGGUCAAUCUGGCGAAUGCUCAGGACACGGUCAAUGUCGCCGAACUGUUCACCAGGUUGAAUACUACCAAAUCGUUCGAUACUGCAGUUGUUAGGGUGGCAAGUGUUUCUUCUAAGAGGACAGCUAAGGAAUCGGUUACGUUGAGUUCGAUUCAACUGGAUCCGUAUGAAGGGCUUGUAGUGCAAAGUGGGACGAAUCACUGUAGAUCUGUUUUCGUUUUGGUAAUUCUGGCACUUGCUGUUAUUUAUGGAUGGCAUUGAUUGAAGUGUUGAAGUAUAAAUAAAUAAAUCUU